GCUCUCGUAGCCACAGAUUCCCAGGUCUCAGCAGCCCCGUCCUCAAGCACCACCAGCAACAAGUCACUAUGGCGUCUCUUUUGAGGGUCUUGUUCUUCCUUGCUGUUGUCGGAGUGUCUUUCGCUGCGCUUUUCAGAGGGAAAGCAGAGGUUCACAAAGACUUCCCUGGUAAGUGCUAUGUCGCAAGCCUAGGAACCGGCUUUAACCCGGGUUCCUCGUGGCCCAUGAGUGAGAAGUGCGCGAAGAGGACCUGCUAUGAAGAAGACGGAGAACUUUAUUUCGAGGAAGCAAGCUGCGGCGUGGCGAUCCCGUCCGCAAACUGCAGAGUUGUGGAAGAAACAACGCUGCCUCACCCCUACUGCUGCCCCAGGCUGGACUGUAACUAAUCGAAGACGAAGGAUUGAACAGAGAAAAAGAAAAUGAUGUUUAUCAUUUUCAAAAAUCACAUAAAAAAUCGUGAUGUUUAUCGCAGUUAUUUCUUUCUUUGUGUUUCGUUUCUAGUUUUAUUUCUUUUCAGUGGGGUUGGAAUAAAAAGAUUGAUCAAGA
Messenger RNA from Penaeus vannamei (Pacific white shrimp), 546 nucleotides. Its product is annotated as U-scoloptoxin(16)-Er3a. NCBI's taxonomy places the organism in Eukaryota, Metazoa, Arthropoda, Malacostraca, Decapoda, Penaeidae. The record is from RefSeq and is a predicted model, not a curated record.